Molecule: messenger RNA, 1545 nt
Organism: Biomphalaria glabrata
Lineage: Eukaryota; Metazoa; Mollusca; Gastropoda; Planorbidae
Product: L-methionine gamma-lyase-like
Exons: 10
Coding region: 169-1434 (421 amino acids)
Biological process (GO): transsulfuration
Cellular component (GO): cytoplasm
Molecular function (GO): pyridoxal phosphate binding; carbon-sulfur lyase activity
Source: RefSeq, a predicted model, not a curated record
GCUCAGUGUGACACAACACUCAUGUACUCUCAGUGUGUAGUACACAAUGACUUUGUGACUUUGGAGAGGAUUGUGUCUACACAACAGUCAUUGAUCUGUCUAGUAGUGUUUACCUCAGCCACCAGAUUUUUACCAGGUCUGUUUGCUAUCAACUGAACUAUAGACAUCAUGGGAGAUUCUGAGAGACAGUCUAUCAGGUAUGUGCCAGCCAAGUCCAACUAUGAAGAAGCCGUGGCGGGUCUGAGCCUUGAAGACGUCACCCCAACCACCGCCGUGGUCUCUGCCAGGCUGCAAAGAAAAGGUCCGGUCACAGACCCCCUGAUAAUGCCCAUCUAUCACUCCAGCACGUACGUGCUAGAGAAGGCCGAGGAUUGCUUGACAGCAACAGCAGAGGGUGCGCCUAUCUACUCCCGGCUGUCCAACCCAACCACGGAGGCUGCUGAGGCCAUUAUCAACUCCCUGGAGAGGGGCGCUGGCUCCAUUACCUUCAGCAGCGGCAUGGCGGCAGUGACGUCAGUGAUGUUGGGUUUUCUGAGGAGCGGAGAUCACGUGAUUUAUCAACUUCCGGUGUAUCCCGGCACAGCCACUGCUCUCAAGCACAUGAAGAGCGCCUUCGGAGUGGAGCUGACUUCUCUAAAGGACGUCACUGUGGAGAAAGUGGAGCAGCUCAUCAAGCCCAACACUAAGCUUCUGUGGUUUGAGACUCCUUGCAAUCCUGAUGCUACAGUUGUAGAUGUUGAGAGACUGGCAGCGCUGGCCAAAGCCAAGAACAUCCUGAUAGCUGUGGAUGGCACAUUUGGGAGUCCGGCUCUGCAGCACUUUAUACCAUACGGCAUUGACUUUUCUGUUCACAGCUGCACCAAGUACAUAGGCGGACACUCGGAUCUGAUUGGUGGAGUGGUGACCACCAAAACUGUGCAACAGUGGCGUGUCCUCAAACAUAUUCAAGGAACAUAUGGUAACAUGCUGUCCCCGCACGACGCAAGUCUGGUGAUAAGAGGGCUGAAAACUUUAAUUCUAAGGAUGGAGAAAAUCAGUGCCAACGCCCUGAGGGUGGCUACGUUUCUGGAGCAGCACCCUAAGGUCCAGCGUGUCCACUACCCUGGCCUCAAGUCUCACCCACAGCACGAGAUCGCCAAGAAACAGAUGUCUGCAUACAGCGGGAUGAUCAUGGCAGAGAUCAAAGGAGGAGAACAAGGAGGCAGAACAGUGGCGGAGAAUGUCAGGGUGAUAAGGUUGGCCGUGUCACUCGGUGGCGUGGAGAGUCUGGUGGAGCACCCCUACAGCAUGACCCACGGCAAGUACUUACUGACCAGUGAGGAGACGGAUGAAAGUGGAAUAACUCCAGGCAUGCUGAGGAUCAGCAUCGGUAUUGAAGACGCAGGCGAUCUUAUCAAAGAUUUCGACCAGGCUUUAGAGAAAGUUGUACUGUAAACCAUCUAGAUGAAUCCAGUAGAGCGAACUCUAUUAGUCUACUUGUAUGUGUUACUAACUUUUCAUGUUUUUCUGAGUUUUUGUUGUAAAAUAAAAUCUGUUUAAACAAAA